GAGGGGCUCCUCUUAAAGGGGCCGCGCUCCCCGGCCGCGGUCGCGCGGAGGGAAGGUGGUCAGUGUUGAGGGCUGGAAUGGUGAGAGCGUCCGGAGAGAGAGGACGGCCCCGAGAGUCGAGGAUGCGGGCGCGGGGGACGCGUGGGCGGGAGCCAGGCUCCCUGGGAAUCAGGGGUGCGGGCCGAGUCCAGGCUCUCUGAGUGUCGGGGGGCCGCAGAGCUGACCACUUAUUCUCACGGCGGGGACUGGACAUUAGACGCACCGGAGAGGGGGGCUUUGCCAACACACGCCUGCAGCCCCUGCCGGUUAGAAUUCCUCCAAGCCCUCUGACCCCAUCUGACAAAUGGAGAAACUGAGGCUGCUCCCCCAGACCCCACUUGAUGUAAAGAGAGUCCUGGAGUUGGGGGGGUCCCGGAUCCUGGGUCCUAGUUCCCGCCUCAUAUGUGACCUGUGGCGACUCCCUGCCCCUCUGGCGGCCUCGGUUUCCCCAUCUGUACAAUAAUGAAGUAGGCCAGAGCUGGACAGUUCCAGGCAAAGCGCGGGAUCAGGAAUCGCUGGUUCCAGGAGCCUCCAUCGCUGCCCCUUCUCCUAACUCAUUGUCUGGGUCUUGUGGUUCUUCUGAACGAUGAGUAGCACUUGAGGGUGGGCAGAGCUGGGGGGAUUCUGCCUGUCUCUCUGGGGGCCUGGGUGGGCCCCUCUUUCAGCCAGACAGGGAAAAUGUUCAGAACAGAAACCCGGUGCGGGGAAGAGCGGGGGAGAAAGGCGGAUCCUUCCCCGGGUCAGAGAUGAGGCCGGGGGGGGGGGGGGGGGGGGCAGGGGGAGCCCCAAGUGGGGCUUAGGGCGGAGCCGGGUGAUGAAGGGGUUAAGCCGAGGCUCCGCCCCCUGAAGAAUUAGUUGGUAGCCUUUGGGACCCCAGCCACUGCCCUGCAGGGAGCGACAGCCCUGGCAACCAAUCGGAUGCGAGGACGGCUACGGGCCGGGCUCCCAUUGGCUCACUCCACCCCUGGGGGAGGGCGUCCCUUUAAUAAGUGCCCACUAUCUGCCUGGGUCUAGGCAGAGCUUCCAGGAACCCUGCGCGAUGGGAUAGAGGAAUGACGUUCAGAGAGGGACAGGGAGUUGCCCGCAGCCACACAGCACGUCCUCAGCCUGACCCCUCCGUCCUGUCCCCUGUCCCCUGUCCAUUCCCACCAUGGCCUUCGGGACGCAGCUAAUGCUGCUGCUUUGGAAGAAUUUCCUUUAUCGCAGGAGACAGCCGAUCCAGCUCUUGGUGGAGUUGCUGUGGCCUCUCUUUCUCUUCUUUAUCCUGGUGGCCGUCCGCCAUUCCCACCCCCCAUUGGAACAGCACGAAUGCCAUUUCCCCAACAAGCCACUGCCCUCGGCGGGCACCGUGCCAUGGCUCCAGGGCCUUAUCUGCAACAUGAACAACACGUGCUUCCCGCAGCCCACGCCCGGCGAGGAGCCCGGCGUCCUGAGCAACUUCAACGACUCCCUGGUCUCCCGGCUCCUGGCUGAUGCCCGCACUGUGCUGGGGGGCCCCAGGGCCCACAGGAUGCUGGCCAGCCUGGGGAAGCUGAUGCCCACGCUGAGGGCGGCUCGCAGAGCAGCCGGGACUCAGCCAACUGACCGGCCGCAGGAGGGACCGUCCCUGGCCACCGAGCUGCUGGGGACACUGUUUGGAGGGGAAUUCUUGGGGUCCGAGCUGCGCCAAGCCCAGGAGUCUGUGGGCAGCUUCCUGGACGCAGCAGAGGACCUGGCCCAGGAGCUCCUGGCGCUGCCCAGCCUGGCGGAGCUGCGGGGGCUGCUGCAGAGGCUCCGGGGGACAGGCGGCCCCCUGGAGGCGGUGUCAGAAGCCCUCUGCAGUGCCAGGUGGCCCAGCGUCCCUGGGGGCCUCUCCCUCAACUGGUACAAAUCCAGCGACCUGAAGGAGUUCGUGGGGCAGGAGCCGAGGCCGGCCCUACAGGACAGCAGCCUGAGCCCCGCCUGCGCUGAACUGGUGGGGGCCCUGGACACCCACCCUUUGUCCCGCCUGCUCUGGAGGCGCGUGAAGCCGCUGCUCCUCGGGAAACUGCUGUUUGCACCUGACACACCGUUCACCCGGGAGCUCAUGGCCCAGGUAAACCGGACCUUCCAGGAGCUGGCUCUGUUGAAGGACGUCCAGGAGGUGUGGGGUCUGCUGGGCCCUGAGGUCUUCAGCUUCUUGAAUGACAGCGCCAACGUCGCCAUCCUGCAGAGGCUCCUGCAGAUUCCAGACAUGGGAAGGAGGCAGCCAAGACCCGGAGGCCAGGACCGGGCCGAGGCCCUGCGUGCCUUUCUUGACCCCCGUGGGGGCAACUACAGCUGGCAGGACGCCCACGCUGAUGUGGAGCGCCUGGUGGGCGCGCUGGGUCUUAUGAUGGAGUGCGUGACCCUGGACAAGCUGGAGGCGCUGCCCUCGGAGGGUGCCCUGGUGGCGCGGGCCCUGGAGCUGCUCGAUGAGCGCCGCUUCUGGGCAGGCGUCGUCUUCCUGGGGCCCGAGGACCCCGCGGACCCCGCGCCGCUGCCGGGCCCAGGCCACGUGCGCAUCAAGAUCCGCAUGGACAUCGACGACGUCACGAAAACCAAUAAGAUCAGAGACAGGUUUUGGGACCCCGGCCCGGCUGCUGACCCCCUGACCGACCUGCGCUAUGUGUGGGGCGGCUUCGUGUACCUGCAGGACCUGCUGGAGCGCGCGGCCGUGCGCGUGCUCAGUGGCGCCGCGCCCCGCGCCGGCCUCUACCUGCAGCAGAUGCCGUACCCAUGCUACGUGGACGACGCGUUCCUGCGCGUGCUGAGCCGGUCCCUGCCGCUCUUCCUGACGCUGGCCUGGAUCUACUCGGUGGCGCUAACGGUGAAGGCCGUGGUGCGCGAGAAGGAGACGCGGCUGCGCUACACCAUGCGCGCCAUGGGGCUCAGCGGCGCCGUGCUGUGGCUCGGCUGGUUCCUCAGCUGCCUCGGGCCUUUCCUCCUCAGCACCGCGCUGCUCGUGCUGGUGCUCAAGCUCGGGGACAUCCUCCCGUACAGCGACCCGGUCGUGGUCUUCCUGUUCUUGGCGGCCUUCGCCGUGGCCACGGUGGUCCAGAGCUUCUUGCUGAGCGCCUUCUUCUCCCGUGCCAACCUGGCGGCCGCCUGUGGGGGCCUCGCCUACUUCGUGCUCUAUCUGCCCUACGUGCUGUGCGUGGCCUGGCGGGACCAGCUGCCCGUGGGUGGCCGCGUGGCCGCGAGCCUUCUGUCGCCCGUGGCCUUCGGCUUCGGCUGCGAGAGCCUGGCGCUGCUGGAGGAGCGGGGCGAGGGCGCGCGGUGGCACAACAUGGGCACCGGGCCUACGGCCGACGUCUUCAGCCUGGCCCAGGUCUCAGGCCUCCUGCUGUUCGAUGCCGCGCUCUACGGCCUCGCCACUUGGUACCUGGAGGCCGUGUGCCCAGGCCAGUAUGGGAUCCCCGAACCGUGGAACUUUCCUUUUCGGAGAAGCUACUGGUUUGGACCUCGGCCCCCCAAGGAUCUCGCCCCGCCCCCCGCCCUGCAGGACCCGGAGGUUCUGGUGGAAGAGCCGCCGCCUGGCCUGAUUCCGGGGGUCUCCAUCCGGAACUUGGAAAAGCGCUUUCCUGGGAACCCGCAGCCCGCCUUGCGCGGGCUCAGCCUGGACUUCUACCAAGGCCACAUCACCGCCUUCCUGGGCCACAACGGGGCCGGGAAGACCACCACGCUGUCCAUCCUCAGCGGCCUCUUUCCGCCCACUGGUGGCUCCGCCUGCGUCCUGGGCCACGACGUCCGCUCCAGCAUGGCCGCCAUCCGGCCCCACCUGGGCGUCUGCCCGCAGUACAACGUGCUGUUCGACAUGAUGACCGUGGACGAGCACAUCUGGUUCUACGGGCAGUUGAAGGGUCUGAGUGCGGCUGCCGUGGGCCCCGAGCAGGACCGGCUGCUGCAGGACACGGGGCUCGUCCCCAAGCGGCGUGUGGAGACGCGCCACCUGUCCGGUGGGAUGCAGCGGAAGCUUUCAGUGGCCAUCGCCUUUGUGGGUGGCUCCCAGGUCGUUAUCCUGGACGAGCCCACCGCUGGCGUGGACCCUGCUUCUCGCCGCGGUAUUUGGGAGCUGCUGCUCAAAUACCGCGAAGGGCGCACACUGAUCCUCUCCACACAUCACCUGGAUGAGGCGGAGCUCCUGGGAGACCGCGUGGCGGUGGUGGCGGCUGGCCGCUUGUGCUGCUGUGGCUCCCUGCUCUUCCUACGGCGUCACUUCGGCUCUGGCUACUACCUGACACUGGUCAAAGGUCCCCCGCCCCUGGCCACCAGCAAGAAGGGUGACGCCGACUUGGAAGACAGAAGGCAGGAGGAGCCGGGUGGCACGGCCGGGAUGGGCACCUCCUGGGUGACCAAGCCCCUACUCCAGGGAGGCUGGGCCCCACCGCCCCCCGCUGCACCCCCGGCUGCGCCCCGGCUGCUGGCCCUGGUACAGAGCCACGUGCCCGGGGCGCGGCUGGUGGAGGAGCUGCCGCACGAGCUGGUGCUGGCGCUGCCCUACGAGGGCGCCCUGGACGGCAGCUUCGCCGGGCUCUUCCGCGACCUGGACCUGCGGCUGGGGGAGCUGGGGCUGACCGGCUACGGGAUCUCUGACACCGGCCUGGAGGAGAUCUUCCUGAAGGUGAUGGAGGACUGUGCUGGGGACUUGGACCCAAAAGAUGGUGGCCGCAGGCAGCCCCUGGGCACGGACAUUGCUCCCCUGGACGCAGACACUCAGCUCAAGAUCCUGCCGGAGGGGUCAGCCCUGGAGAACGGGGUGCCAGCUGGCUUGGCCCCAGAGACACAGGCCCUGCGGGGCUCCGGGCCGGCCGCCGCAGGCCGUGUGGAGGGCUGGACGCUGGCCCGCCAACAGCUCCGGGCCCUGCUCCUGAAGCGCUUGCUGCUGGCCAGCCGCAGCCGCUGUGGCCUGUUCACCCAGAUGGUGUUGCCGGCCCUGUUUGUGGGGCUGGCGCUGGCGUUCAGCCUCAUCGUGCCGCCGUUCGGACACUACCCGGCCCUGCGGCUCAGCCCCACCAUGUACGGGGCCCAGGUUUCCUUCUUCAGCGAGGACGCCCCUGGGGACCCCGAGCACACCCGCCUGCUGGAGGCGCUGCUGGAGGAGGCAGGAGUGCAGGAGCCGGCCCAGAAGAACGGCUCCCAUGGGUUCUCGGUGCCCGAGGUCCCCCCGGACGUGGCUGCGGUCUUGGCCAGCGGCAACUGGACCCCGGGGUCCCCCUCCCCGGCCUGCCAGUGCAGCCGGCCCGGCGCCCGGCGCCUGCUGCCCGCCUGCCCCGCCGCGGCUGGCGGCCCCCCGCCGCCCCAGGCCCCUGGCAGCUCCGGGGAGCUGGUGCAGAACCUCACCGGCCGCAACCUGUCCGACUUCCUGGUCAAGACCUACCCGCGCCUGGUGCGCCAGGGCUUGAAGACCAAGAAGUGGGUGAACGAGAUCAGGUACGGGGGCUUCUCCCUCGGGGGCCGAGACCCCAGCCUGCCCUCGGGGCACGAGGUGGGCCGCUCGGUGGAGGAGCUGCGGGCGCUGUUGAGUCCCCAGCCCGGCGGGGCCCUUGACCGCCUCCUGAACAACCUCACGGUGUGGGCUCGCGGCCUGGAUGCGCAGGACAGCCUCAAGAUCUGGUUCAACAACAAGGGCUGGCACGCCAUGGUGGCCUUCGUCAACCGGGCCAACAACGCACUUCUACGCGCCCGCCUGCCCCGGGGCCCCGCCCGCCGCGCCCACAGCAUCACCACGCUGAAUCACCCUCUGAACCUCACCAAGGAGCAGCUGUCCGAGGCCACGAUGAUGGCCUCCUCAGUGGACGUGCUCGUGUCCAUCUGUGUGGUCUUCGCCAUGUCUUUCGUCCCGGCCAGCUUCACUCUCGUCCUCAUCGAGGAGCGCGUCACGGGAGCCAAACACCUGCAGUUCAUGGGGGGCCUGCCCCCUACUCUCUACUGGCUCAGCAACUUCCUCUGGGACAUGUGUAACUACUUGGUGCCGGCGUGCAUCGUGGUGCUCAUCUUCCUGGCCUUCCAGCAGAAGGCAUACGUGGCGCCCGCCAACCUGCCCGCCCUCCUGCUGCUGCUCUUACUGUACGGCUGGUCGAUCACGCCGCUCAUGUACCCGGCUUCCUUCUGCUUCUCCGUGCCCAGCACGGCCUACGUGCUGCUCACCUGCGUCAACCUCUUCAUCGGCAUCAACGGCAGCAUGGCCACCUUCGUGCUCGAGCUCUUCUCCGAUGAGAAGCUGCAGGACGUGAGCCGGAUCCUGAAACGAGUCUUCCUCAUCUUCCCCCACUUCUGCCUGGGCCGGGGGCUCAUCGACAUGGUGCGGAACCAGGCCAUGGCCGACGCCUUCGAGCGCUUUGGAAAUGGGGAUUUCCAGUCGCCCCUGCGCUGGGAGGUGGUCGGCAAGAACCUCUUGGCCAUGGUGGUGCAGGGGCCCCUCUUCCUCCUCUUCACACUCCUGCUCCAGCACCGGAACCGCCUCCUGUCAAGACCCAAGCUGAAGCCACUGCCGCCCCUGGGGGAGGAGGACGAGGACGUGGCCCGUGAGCGGGAGCGGGUGGUCCGAGGGGCCACCGAGGGGGACAUAUUGGUGCUGCGGGACCUGACCAAGGUGUACCCCAGGCAGAGGACACCCGCUGUUGACCGCCUGUGCCUGGGGAUCCCCCCCGGUGAGUGUUUCGGGCUGCUGGGCGUGAACGGAGCCGGGAAAACCUCCACGUUUCGCAUGGUGACCGGGGACAUGCUGCCCAGCGGGGGCGAGGCCGUGCUGGCCGGCCACAGCGUGGCCCAGGAGCCGGCCGCCGCGCACCGCCGCAUGGGCUACUGCCCGCAGUCGGACGCCGUCUUCGAGCUGCUGACCGGCCGGGAGCACCUGGAGCUGUUCGCGCGCCUGCGCGGCGUCCCCGAGGCGCAGGUCGCCCAGACGGCGAGCUUGGGCCUGGCGCGCCUGGGGCUCCCGCAGUACGCGGACCGGCCCGCGGGCACCUACAGCGGCGGCAACAAGCGGAAGCUGGCGACGGCCGUGGCGCUGGUGGGGGACCCGGCCGUGGUCUUUCUGGAUGAGCCGACCACCGGCAUGGACCCCAGCACGCGGCGCUUCCUCUGGAACAGCCUCCUGGCCGUGGUGCGGGAGGGCCGCUCCGUGGUGCUCACCUCGCACAGCAUGGAGGAGUGCGAGGCGCUGUGCACGCGCCUGGCGGUCGUGGUGAACGGGCGGUUCCGCUGCCUGGGCAGCGCGCAGCACCUCAAGGGCCGGUUCGGGGCCGGCCACACGCUGACCCUGCGGGUGCCCGCGGCGCGGGCCGAGCCGGCGGCGGCCUUCGUGGCGGCGGCGUUCCCGGGGUCCGAGCUGCGCGAGGCGCACGGCGGCCGCCUGCGCUUCCAGCUGCCGCCGGGAGGGCGCUGCGCCCUGUGGCGCGUCUUUGGAGAGCUGGCGGCGCACGGCGCGGAGCAGGGCGUGGAGGACUUCUCUGUGAGCCAGACCACGCUGGAGGAGGUAUUCCUAUACUUCUCCAAGGACCAGGGGAAGGAAGAGGACGACGAGGAGGAGCAGGAGGCAGGAGUCGGGGUGGACGCUGUGCCAGGCCCGCAGCGCCCCGGAUUCAUCACCCAGUUCCUCAAUGACACCAGCACGACCGAGACAGUGCUCUGAGCCUCCUCUGUGGGGCCGGUGGGUGGGGGGCCCCUGGGAGUGACACAGGCAGGGCAGAGUGGCUGGAGCCCGGACCCAGGCUCCCAGAGGGGCCGCUACCACGGAGGAAAUAAAGAGGAGCUGAGGUGUGAAACUGUG
Messenger RNA from Equus quagga, 7810 nucleotides. RefSeq names its product ATP binding cassette subfamily A member 7 (gene ABCA7). Lineage: Eukaryota; Metazoa; Chordata; Mammalia; Perissodactyla; Equidae. The coding region runs from base 1190 to 7672 and encodes 2160 amino acids. Gene Ontology annotation, cellular component: membrane; intracellular membrane-bounded organelle. The transcript has 46 exons. Gene Ontology annotation, molecular function: phosphatidylserine floppase activity; ABC-type transporter activity; ATP binding. Gene Ontology annotation, biological process: cholesterol efflux; transmembrane transport; phospholipid efflux. The record is from RefSeq and is a predicted model, not a curated record.